ACGAUACAACCAAAAACUCAACUCUCAACUCCGGAACUCCCCCAAACUAUUCAACUCUUAUCUUCUUCUUCUGAAAUUUCAUAGCUUUCUGACUAAAAGUUCUGAUUUUUUUUGAAGCUGUGCACGUGAAAGGGAUUUCAAUGUAUUCUAAACUAUCAUCACCUCUAUGCCCCGUGAUUCCAUUAUGUCUUUUCUUCUUUUCACACAGUCUGUCUUCUUUCUGAGCUUUCCCAUCCAACUUUCUCCAGUCCCAGACACCACCAAGUUAUGAGGUUGUCUCUAUGGGGAUCUCUCCUGUUCUUCUCCUUCUUCGUCAAGCAUCUGACGAGCCUAGAUCCCAACACCGACGCUUAUCAUCUCUCUAGCUUCUUCUCCGCAAUGAGAUUACCCAAUUCUCCCCAAGCUCAUACGUUUUCUUCCUUGUGUUCAUGGCCAGGAGUGGUCGUCUGUGACUCUAGUGAGAAUGUGUUGCAUAUUUCGGCUUCUGGGUUGGACCUGUCUGGUUCGAUCCCCGACAACACUAUUGGCAAAAUGAGUAAGCUCCAAACUUUAGAUCUCAGUGGAAACAAGAUUACGUCUCUCCCCUCGGAUUUGUGGAGUCUCAGCUUGCUUGAGAGUCUCAAUCUCUCCUCCAACCGGAUUUCUGAGCCUCUUCCCAGCAACAUCGGCAAUUUCAUGUCGCUUCACACCCUUGAUCUUUCUUUCAACAGCAUCUCUGGCAAAAUCCCUGCCGCAAUAAGCAACCUUGUCAAUCUAACAACUCUCAAGCUCCACAACAAUGACUUUCAGUUUGGCGUCCCUCCAGAACUUGUCCAUUGCCGAUCUCUACUCUCCAUCGACCUCUCAUCCAACCGCCUCAACGAGUCUCUGCCUGUCGGUUUUGGUUCAGCUUUCCCACUACUAAAAAGCUUGAACCUUUCACGAAAUCUGUUUCAGGGUUCAUUGAUAGGAGUCUUGCAUGAAAACGUGGAAACAGUUGAUCUCAGUGAAAACCGAUUUGAUGGGCAUAUCUUGCAGUUAAUACCCGGCCACAAACACAACUGGUCUAGUCUGAUUCAUCUUGACUUGUCCGAUAAUAGCUUUGUCGGCCAUAUAUUCAAUGGUUUGAGUUCAGCUCACAAGCUGGGACACCUUAACCUCGCGUGCAAUCGAUUCAGGGCACAAGAGUUCCCAGAAAUCGGCAAGCUUUCUGCGCUACAUUAUCUGAAUCUAUCAAGGACCAAUCUCACUAAUAUCAUUCCGCGUGAAAUCUCGCGGCUGAGUCAUCUGAAGGUUCUUGAUCUCUCCUCCAAUAAUCUCACUGGCCACGUGCCUAUGCUGAGCGUCAAGAACAUUGAAGUACUUGAUCUCUCGUUGAAUAAGCUAGACGGAGAUAUCCCAAGGCCGCUUUUGGAGAAACUCGCCAUGAUGCAAAGGUUUAACUUCUCUUUCAACAAUCUAACCUUUUGCAACCCCAACUUCUCCCAAGAAACAAUCCAGAGAUCCUUCAUUAAUAUUAGAAACAACUGCCCCUUCGCUGCAAAGCCAAUUAUUACAAAAGGAAAGAAAGUCAACAAGAAGAAUACAGGGCUUAAGAUUGGUUUGGGGUUAGCAAUCUCCAUGGCGUUCUUACUUAUAGGACUACUGCUCAUACUUGUAGCCUUGAGAGUUAGAAGAAAAUCAAGAACUUGGGCAACAAAGCUAGCCAUAAACAACACAGAACCCAACUCCCCAGACCAACACGACUCAACCACUGAUAUCAAGCAAGCAACGCAAAUCCCUGUGGUAAUGAUCGACAAGCCAUUAAUGAAAAUGACGCUUGCAGACCUAAAGGCUGCGACUUUCAACUUCGACAGAGGCACAAUGUUGUGGGAAGGCAAGUCUGGUCCUACUUACGGAGCAGUCUUACCCGGUGGAUUCAGAGCAGCUCUAAAAGUUAUCCCAAGUGGAACCACAUUGACUGAUACUGAAGUCUCGAUUGCAUUUGAACGUCUCGCUAGGAUCAAUCACCCAAAUCUUUUCCCGCUCUGUGGAUACUGUAUAGCGACAGAGCAAAGAAUUGCAAUCUACGAGGACUUAGACAUGGUUAAUUUGCAAAGUCUACUCCAUAACAACGGAGAUGAUUCUGCACCUUGGAGACUUCGGCAUAAGAUAGCUUUGGGGACAGCGAGGGCAUUAGCUUUCCUUCACCAUGGCUGCAUUCCUCCAAUGGUCCACGGAGAAGUGAAGGCUGCAACAAUCUUGUUAGACUCUAGCCAGGAGCCACGCUUAGCAGACUUUGGUUUAGUUAAACUCUUGGACGAGCAAUUUCCCGGUUCCGAAAGUUUAGACGGGUACACACCACCGGAACAGGAGCGAAAUGCUUCUCCGACAUUAGAAUCCGAUGUGUAUAGCUUUGGAGUUGUUUUGCUUGAGCUCGUGAGUGGGAAGAAGCCGGAGGGUGACUUGGUGAAUUGGGUGAGAGGGUUGGUGAGGCAGGGACAAGGAUUGAGAGCCAUUGAUCCGACGAUGCAAGAGACAGUUCCGGAGGAUGAAAUCGCGGAGGCGGUGAAGAUAGGGUACUUGUGUACCGCCGAUCUGCCAUGGAAGCGACCUACGAUGCAGCAGGUGGUUGGACUUCUCAAAGACAUUUCUCCCAACUACUAGUGGGCUAGUUAUGGGCCUCAUAAUGGGCUUAUCACACUUAACAUGAAUAUUAACAUGGCUCUUAAGUUUGUAUGUUUAUUGUUGUUGAUUAGAAGAAAUGGAAAAACAUGAAAAGAGCCGUUUAUAUUUAAGCAA
Messenger RNA from Arabidopsis thaliana (thale cress), 2760 nucleotides. Its product is annotated as Leucine-rich repeat protein kinase family protein. Gene Ontology annotation, cellular component: plasma membrane. Bases 268 to 2625 code for a protein of 785 amino acids. The record is from RefSeq and is marked reviewed. The transcript has a single exon. Gene Ontology annotation, molecular function: protein kinase activity; ATP binding. NCBI's taxonomy places the organism in Eukaryota, Viridiplantae, Streptophyta, Magnoliopsida, Brassicales, Brassicaceae.